AGCCCCACAUCAGGAGAAUAAAGCCUGAUGCUAUUUCAGGCCUUCAGCACAGAUGUGCAAUAAAACCCCAUGUUUCACAACCCUACAUUACUUAUAAAAUAACUCCAUUAAUAACCUGCAGAGCUUGCCAUAAAGCCACUUUGCAUGGUUAAUUUGCACAGAUUGGGCACAAAGGAAUAACCAGAAAGCUCAGGCUGAGCUUGACCUUGUGCUGCCCAUCCAGGGCAGGAGGGAUGGUGGGUUUAUUCCAGCACAGGUACUGCCUUGGUGCCUGAAAAUAGAAAGGUACCUAAAGCAAAGCCUUUUAUGUAUCUUCAGGCCAUUAUCCUUGGAUCACAGCACUCCUGGAAAAUCUACAAAUACAGAAUAAGGUAAAUAAUCUGAUUUUUUUUUUUUUUACAGAUAUUCUGUUUUUUCCAUACGUGUUUUUCAUAGGAUGAAAAUCCAAUUUGUAUGUGCAAAAAUAUUUGAAAAUCCAUGUCUUCCUGUGCCUGUGAGCUGUUCUGGGGAGGGCUGGGUCGUGGGAGGCAGCACUGCCAGCCUCAGCCUCACUGAGCACAUUUCUGACAGGCCACCACAGCACAUAUGGAAAAAAUCAAGCAGCACUGAAGUACUACAGAAAGCACUAAAAAUCUGACGGGUUUUUUGUUAUCAUUUUUAAUAUUGUCCUUUAAAAAGAAAAGCAAACAAGUUCAACUGAUGGGUUUAUUAUUCCAAAGGUUGAUUUUACAGUGUUCUGCCUUUUAGAGAAUCCAGGCAAUUCCUGUUUGAACUCAAAUGUCAGCAUUUUGAUAUAUCUUGUUGCACAGAGCCAUAACGGGGUAAAAACGGGGAGAGGAGCUCUCUGCAUCAGCGUGGCAGCUCUGAGAAUCCCAGGGACGGCCCUGUGGGACCCAAGCCAUGGGAAAGGGCUCGUAAAAAGUCCCGUUUGCGUUUCCCUUGCAGCAGGAAGCGCGCGGGCAUGGCAUGAGCGGCCCUGGCGCUGCGGGCCAUGCCCUCCUCCAACAGCUCUGAGCUCAGCCCGUCCUUCAUCCUGGCCAGCCUGCCGGGGCUGGAGGCGGCGCACUCCUGGAUGGCCAUCCCGCUGUGCUCGGCCUACGUGCUGGCCGUGCUGGCCAACGGCGCCGUGCUGCUGGUGGUGCGCGCCGAGCCCAGCCUGCACGCGCCCAUGUACUUCUUCCUCUGCAUGCUGGCCGCCAUCGACCUGGCGCUGGCCACCGCCACCGUGCCGCGCACCCUCUGCUUCUACUGGUUGGGCAGCCGCGAGAUCGGCUUCGCCGCCUGCCUGCUGCAGAUGUUCCUCAUCCACACGCUCUCGGCCGUCGAGUCCACCGUGCUGCUGGCCAUGGCCGUGGACCGCUACGUGGCCAUCUGCCACCCGCUGCGGCACGCCGCCGUGCUCACCAACGGCGCCACGGCCAAGGUCGGGCUGCUGGCCGUGGCCCGAGGCGUGCUCUUCUUCCUGCCGCUGCCCCUGCUCCUCCUGCCCCUCCCCUUCUGUGGCCCCCGCGUGCUGUCCCACUCCUUCUGCCUGCACCAGGACGUGAUGAACCUGGCCUGCGCCAACACCACGCCCAGCGUGGUGUACGGGCUCACCGCCAUCCUGCUGGUGAUGGGGCUGGACGCCGUGCUCAUCUGCCUCUCCUACCUGCUCAUCCUGAGGGCCGUGCUGCGCCUCGCGGCCUGGAGGGAGCGGCUCAAGGUGUUCAGCACCUGCAUCGCCCACAUCUGCGUGGUGCUGGCCUUCUACGUGCCCCUGAUCGGGCUGUCCGUGGUGCACCGCUUCGGCAAGGACCUGGCUCCGCUGGUCCACAUCGUCAUGGGCAACGUCUACAUCCUGGUGCCCGCUGUGCUCAACCCCAUCAUCUACGGGGUGAGGACCAAGCAGAUCCAGAGGAGGAUCCUGAGCUUGAUCCACGUCACUGCCAGAGCUCCCCGGUGACCCCAGCCCGGCCGCCGCCCCGUGUCCUCACCCUCGUUUUACACCAGAGCCUUUGGUGCUGCGCGCUCUCCGUGUCCUCUCCGUGUGCUCCGAGGUGCUGCCACCAGGCAGAAGCUGAUUGUGAACUCCUUCCCAGAGUGUUUGCCCUCACCAAACUCAGAGAAAUGACUGCAGUGAUCUAAAUCCAAGCCCGACCUGGCAAAGUUCCACAAGAAGGGAAAAGUGACUCAGCAAACUUACACAGAUGUCCCAACAUUGCUCCUCUUGGUUCCCUUCUCACCUCUAACAGUGGCAGGGCAGAGAAAAUGCUGGAUGGUUUGGGAUGAUUUAGUUAAUUCAUUGUUUUCACGUGGGGCACAGUCACACUCCAGAAGUUUUGCCAAAAAAUUUGCAUGUAGCAUCAUUCUUUAAGUAAAAUAAUUACAGGACACCUGUCCAAAGUGACAUUACAGAUGCAGAAAGGCAUUUCAGAGAAAGAACAUCCACCGCUGUGGUCUUGUUCUGACCUGCUGUGUGCUCUGUCAAGACCCCUUAACCUCCUCAUAGCAGAUGCUGUGGAAAAACCAGACUCAGAGGUACUGGUAGCAACUGUAAAAAUAAUUUAAAUUAGUAAUUGCAUUCAAUAAAAUGAAAACAUCUCAAGGGGAAAAAAAUAAGCGAGUUAUAAAUGUCAGUGAUGAUUCCAAGCUGAAGGAAGUCUCGUUUCCAAGCCAAAGGUGUUCCACACUGGGAAUUCCUGAAACGUCCUGUCACUAGCACCACUGAACAGAGUCUGGCAGCAUCCUCUGGCACGCCUUGGAGAGGUGUGUGCGUUGAGGGGAGCCCCUCUCAGUGCUCUCAUCCUCACGAACUGUGGCUUCACACUCGAGGGGAAGUCGGGGAUGUUCCCACCGGAGCAGACACAGAGAUCCCUCAGGGAGGGGCCAGGAGCGCCAGGGCUGAGCUCCCGCUCGGGCACCGUGGGUUUGGCUGCCCCGGGGGUGGCACAAGGCCCUGCCCAGACCUUUCUGGAGCUGCAGCAGCACUGCUCGGACCUGCACUCCAUCAGGAGGCCCAGGUGCUCUCAAGCCCCAGUGUCUCCAUUAGCAUCCCAAAAUCCCCAAACCCCUGGGGCUGGCGCAGCCCUGCCAGCCCAGGCAGUGCCAGCUGUGCCCCGUGCCCACCUUGU
Molecule: messenger RNA, 3110 nt
Organism: Pyrgilauda ruficollis (rufous-necked snowfinch)
Lineage: Eukaryota; Metazoa; Chordata; Aves; Passeriformes; Passeridae
Product: olfactory receptor 51E2-like
Exons: 1
Coding region: 992-1942 (316 amino acids)
Biological process (GO): G protein-coupled receptor signaling pathway
Cellular component (GO): membrane
Molecular function (GO): olfactory receptor activity; G protein-coupled receptor activity
Source: RefSeq, a predicted model, not a curated record